Messenger RNA from Emiliania huxleyi CCMP1516, 1275 nucleotides. RefSeq lists its product as hypothetical. Lineage: Eukaryota; Haptophyta; Isochrysidales; Noelaerhabdaceae. The transcript has 3 exons. The coding region runs from base 45 to 806 and encodes 253 amino acids. The record is from RefSeq and is a predicted model, not a curated record.
GCGCGGCCCGGCGGUCGGAGGUCGGCGGAGAGGAGCCGGAGGGGAUGGCGCUGGAGCCGAUGGCGCCGGAGGGCGUGACCGAGUCGUUCGUGGACGCCAUCAAGGUGUUUCACGGCUCGCUGAGCUGCUGCCGGCUGGGCCAUGCGGGAGGGACGGCGUGCUGCGACAAGGAGGAGCUCAUGCUGCCGAUGCUCGGGCUGUACGCGGAGAUCUACGCCAAGCGCGACGGCGCCUGCAAGCGCAUCAACGACGCGAUCGAGGGGCAUCUGGACGAGAUCUUCCCGCGCACCUUUGAGUACUGCGCAAACGGCACCACAGUGCAGAAGCUCCUCUUUGGGGACCUCGUCACCGUGCUGCGGCACGACAUCGACCAGGCGGUGGCGGGCGGCCGCACGGGUCGGCCUCUGCAGAUUGGCAAGCUGCAGCAGGGGACGAGCAAGGCGGCCGACGCGCCGAUCCCGCACGGCACCAAGCACGGCAGCAAGCACGCGAGCGCGGGGCCGCGGCACGGCGUCGGUGGCGUCAAGCACGGCCUCGCCACCAACAAGUCGUGGCUGCUGCGUCGCUCGAGCAUGAGCAGCCGAUGGUCGGUGGGCGCCUCGCCAGACGUCCGGCCGGUGGGCUCCAUCCUCGACGAGGGCAGGCUCGCGCAGCUGCGGCGCGCCGCCGGCUCGGGUCGCCUCGACGGCGCCGACGCGACCAGCCAGUCCUCGGAUCGCUCGACCGACGGCGAGGCGGAGGCGGAGCCCAAGGACGAGGCGGCCAAGCUGCCCAAGCCGCCCCCGCUGGAGCAGGAGGUGGUCUAGAGCCGAGGCGCGCCGCCACUUGCGAGCCUUGGCCCGUGGUGCCGCCACGCCCUCCUGCUCCCCGCAUGCGUCCUGCGACGGCCCCUUUUCCGGUUUUCGGCUGCGGAGGGGCUGCCCCUCCCCUCUGCCGUCCGCCUUUCGAUUUUCUUCCGCAUGCCCCGGACCCGCUCCCCGACCGCGCCGCGGUCUCCUCGCUCACUCACACACAUCAUUCGUCGCUCACAGCAGCUUCACCGUAGACAGUAGAUGUCGUAUUCAGAUGUCGUAUUCAGUUAGUGACAGUGCCGCCCAGUUGCAGUUCUUCUUGUCAGAAGGGGGGGGCGGGGGUUGAACCGCGACACACACUGUGACACACUCUCACUAUGUGGUGUGUAGUAUAUGGUAGUUGGUACCCCUUCCCCCGUGUUGUUGUGUCAGAUGAUUUAUGUCCUCCCCCUCCUUUUCCGUUUUAUUUUGUUCGCGCUCUCGC